Prionailurus viverrinus (fishing cat) is the source of this 1524-nucleotide messenger RNA. It is a transcript of the gene PNLIPRP3, whose product is annotated as pancreatic lipase related protein 3. Lineage: Eukaryota; Metazoa; Chordata; Mammalia; Carnivora; Felidae. Gene Ontology annotation, biological process: lipid metabolic process. Bases 1 to 1440 code for a protein of 479 amino acids. Gene Ontology annotation, molecular function: protein binding; triacylglycerol lipase activity. The transcript is spliced from 11 exons. The record is from RefSeq and is a predicted model, not a curated record.
AUGGUAGGAAACAACCUCUCUCUGGGCCUGGUUCCUACAAUACUGACACUCAAUCUUUCUGCCGCAGGAAAAGAAGUUUGCUAUGAAAGGGUGGGGUGCUUUAAAGAUGGUUUCCCAUGGACUGGGACUUUGUCAAGACAGUUGGCAGGUCUACCCUGGUCUCCAGAAGAGAUAAACACUCGCUUUCUGCUCUACACGAGACAUAAUCCCAAAGCUUAUCAGGAGAUCAGUGCAGUUAAUUAUCGAACUAUCCAAGCGUCACACUUUGGGACAGACAAGAUGACCCAUAUCAACAUACCCGGAUGGAAAUCAGAUGGAAAAUGGCAGCAAGACAUGUGCAAUGUGCUACUCAAAGUGGAAGAUGUGAACUGCAUUAACGUAGACUGGAUUAACGGUUCACUGGAAUAUAUCCAUGCGGUAAACAACCUCCGCGUUGUCGGUGCCGAGGUGGCAUAUCUUACUGAUGUUCUCAUGAAAAAGUUUGGAUAUUCUCCUUCAAAAGUGCACUUGAUUGGCCACAGCGUGGGAGCACAUCUGGCUGGGGAAGCUGGGUCAAGGGUACCAGGCCUUGGAAGAAUAACUGGGUUGGACCCAGCUGGGCCAUAUUUCCACAACACUCCGAAUGAAGUUAGGCUGGACCCUUCAGAUGCCAACUUUGUUGAUGUUAUUCAUACAAAUGCAGUUCGCUUACUCUUUGAGUUUGGUGCUGGGACUAUUAAUGCUUGUGGUCACCUUGACUUUUACCCAAAUGGAGGGAAGCACAUGCCAGGAUGUGAAGACUUAAUUACACCUUUGUUUAGCUUUGAUUUCAAUGCUUAUAAGGAAGAAGUGGCUUCCUUCUUUGAUUGCAACCAUGCCCGAAGUCAUCGCUUUUAUAUUGAAAGCAUCCUCAAUCCUGAUGCAUUUAUUGCUUAUCCUUGUAGAUCCUACAGAUCUUUUAAAGCGGGAAAUUGCUUCCAUUGUCCCAAAGAAGGCUGCCCAACAAUGGGUCAUUUUGCUGAUAGAUUUCACCUCAAAAAUACGCAGCCUAAUAGAUCGUAUUAUUUUUUAAACACAGGCACUCUUUCCCCAUUUGCCCGUUGGAGUCACAAGUUAUCUGUCAGACUCGACGGAAACAAUGUCACCCAAGGGAGCAUGUUUCUCCGUGUGGGUGGAACCACUGGGAAAACAGGGGCAUUGGUGAUAGCCAGUGGAGCACUUAAGCCAGGCAUGACUUACACAAAAUUAAUUGACGCAGACGUUAAUGUUGGCAAUGUUACCAGUAUCGAGUUCUUUUGGAAGGAACUUUUGUUUGGACACUCUCAGAAUAAGUUGGGAGCAGAAAUGGUGAUAGAUAUAUCUGGAAAAUAUGGAUAUGAAUCUACCUUCUGUAGCCAGGACAUUAUGGGACCCAAUAUUGCUCAGAUCCUGAAGCCAUGCCAAUCUCAGAUACAGUCUUGAUGGAUUUACUUAAUGGGAGCAGUGAAAGAAAGACUCUCCUUCUAGCUGGCAUCCGAACCAAACUUGGCCUUUGUGAACGAGAUA